Messenger RNA from Macrobrachium nipponense, 4953 nucleotides. RefSeq lists its product as uncharacterized. Gene Ontology annotation, molecular function: signaling receptor binding. The record is from RefSeq and is a predicted model, not a curated record. The transcript is spliced from 6 exons. Bases 2347 to 4938 code for a protein of 863 amino acids. Lineage: Eukaryota; Metazoa; Arthropoda; Malacostraca; Decapoda; Palaemonidae.
UUUUAAAUAUGGUUUUUUAUUCCAGGUGGCGGCUGGACAAGUCGCAUCUCUGGCCUUCUACGUUCUUUCCACUCCCAGCCUACUCCAGAGACAACGCAGUUAUCAACCUUUGGGACAAAAUCACUUCCAAAGGCAGUACCUAAGAUUCCAGCUACUGUCUCUGCUAAAGAUUCCAGUGUUUCUUCCGAUUUGCUCCCUGAAGCUACUUCCAUAUCAUCCUUUGUAAAUAAUCCUCCUCAAGUCUCGCAUUCAACAUACACUGCAUGUGCACAAGAUCCAGGACAUUCUUACAGUGAAACUACAUGGACUCCUCAGUGCACACAUACAGGCUCUUUGACCUGUAGUAAAGUACCUCAUUGUGCUCUAGAAAGUGAUUCUCACAAGUUUUGUAGUGAGUGUAUUCAAACAAGCAUUUUUCAAAAAUCGCAUCCUAUCCAUUGUAAUCAUGUCCACUGUUUUCGUCAUAUCCACAGAUUAUCUCACUCUCAUGCGUGUGCUCUUCCUCACUCUUGUAGUAGUGCUUGCAUAGAGGCUCAUGUAUGCAAACACCACCCCUGCCACAGGUGUGUGGGGAGUGAAGGUGCUGAAAUCGUCCAUUUUCGCCGUAGAGCUUCUCAUCCUGGCACUGCUGCUGAGAUCUCCCACACUUCAUUUAACUAUCAGCAUAAGAUAACCUUAGUUGAUAAAGGCUUCCCUCCUUAUGACAAGGCUGAUGAAUAUGAAGAUGAUGAUAAACCUGCCUCUUUAGAGAAGGAAGCUAUUUUAACUGAAGGUGCAGAAUAUGAAAGGGCUGCUGAAGAUCUAAAGGAAUCUGUCUCUGUUCGAGGUGCUGAACAAGAUGGUACUCAGUCUGUGUGUAGCCCUCCAAGUUCACAAGGAACUGAAGUAGCUGGUCAAUCUUCCAUAAGAAAUAGAAUAUCUGAGAGGAAUGUGAAAAUAUACCAAAGUUUUAGUAAGAAAUGGCAAAAAUUUAUCUAUAAGUGGUCAUCAUCAGAGGUUCCUAAGGACACUAGUAAAGCUGAAGUUAUAGAAAUUUCAGAACCUGACACUAGCAGUAAUAAUGUAGAGAUUGAUGCAGGCAGACAGGUCAUUCUUGAAGGUACUGUAAGCAAAGUAGAUGGUGGGGAAGAUAUCAGAAGUAUUAGAGGUGACAGUGUAGAUGCUCUUCCUGAUAGAGGUGAAACUGUAGAAGUUGAAGAUCAUCACAAAUCAGAGAGUUCGCUGGCAUCUCUAGAUGACGUAGGUUUAACAGAUAAUCUUUUAACUGGGAGCAGUAGUGAUAUUAGGGAAAUAAAAAGAUAUAAAGCUUCACACAGUACUUCAGAAACCAUACUGUGUGGCAAAGCACAUGAAUUGGAUGGUGAUGAAGUCGACCAGUUAACAAUUAAGGGAGGUGGCAAGGUUACAUCUGGCCAGAUAAGUGUGUUAUCUUGCCCCUCAUUACAUCCUGUGGGGAGCUCAGUUGACGAAGCAUUUGUGGAGAGUGAAACUGGUCCUGACAGUUUAUACAGAGGUGAUGUCAUCUCAAGUGAUAACAUAAACACUGUAAGUGAAGACAACAUUGUGUCUGAUGUAGGAGGAAGAGACAUAGUGCAUGAGGGUGACAGUAGUGCUGUAAAGAAAAAAUUGAGGUCUGUUGACGAUGUAAAAACUAAUGAAAAAGUUAGCACAGCUAAAGAAAGAAGCUAUAGUCUGACUUCACUUCUAAGUAACAUUAAAAGGAAAACUAGUGAUGAUCGUAGCAAAUCUGUCUCAAUUGAACAAAAAUCUCCUAGUACAAGUACUCAAAGUACUAUUUAUGUUGAUGAUAAAUUUGAAAAUGUUCAACAGAUCAGUGACAGUGAUCUUAGUGAAAGGGAUCCCAGUGCAAGUGAAGGUCAAGAUGAGUUGACUGAACGUCGUAGCAGUGUUGCUAGCACAGCCAGUGAGGGUAGGGGGUCUCAGAGGGUAAAUCGUAUUGUCUCCUCAACAUUAGGUCAGUGGAAACGUUUUCAGGGUAGUCUUGGUAGUUUAACAACAAAUAUAAAACAGCAUUAUCAGCAAAAGAUAUAUAAGAAGCGUCUUUCAAAAGAAGAUGCUGGUAAGGAAAUUGGUUCAAGUAUUUAUUUUGAAAAGGGAAGUGAAGAUUUACCUGAAGAAACCCUAGACCUGCCAAUUUUGAACGAACAAAAAAGAUCAGGAUCCUUUGGUACAUCUUUGGAAAGUCAGCAUUUUGAGAGGCAGGAUGAUGAUAACUUUUGGAACAAGAAGUUAGAACUACAUGACUUAGCGAUAAAGAAAGAAAAAGAAACAAGUCACAUAUAUUCUUCAAGCUUUGAGAAAGAUUCGUUCUUAAAUGAGAGUGCCAUGCCAGAGGAGACCCAGGAUAACAAAGAUUUAAGUUCUUUUAUUGGGGAUGUGGUAUCACCUCUUUCAGUGAGUGAAUGCACAGGAGAAGUGUCAUCUGCAAGCAAUUCCUCUGGUACUACAUCAUCAGAAGGGGGUGAUGCAUCUAUUCAGAGUUUCUUAUCAGUUAUUGUUAAAGUCAAACCAGAGAAAAAGGUUCAAGACUCUGUAAAUGGGAGUCAAAAUGAGUUGAUGGAUGAUGACAAGGCUGAAGAGAAAACUAUUGGAGAGGAUGAACCAUAUACUGAAGAAUUGAGUAGUAUGCUCACAGAUGAUGAAACUAAAAUGGAUUAUGAAGAGUCAGAUGUAGGGAUCUCGUCAAUUGAAGACAAGGCACAAGAGUUUGAAGAUGCUUCAGAGGAUGAAGAGCUAACUCCUUCUCAUACAAGGAGGCGGCCAGGUGAGAAAAUAUCAAGAGAAACCUCGGAAAGUGAAGAUAUAGAAGGUGAACCUCUCGCAAAACGUCCUAGUCUCAUCGUAGCAGUAGGCGCUAGUGAAGGAGAAAUAGACUCAGUUGUGGUAAAGAGUGAUAUGUCUCCAUCCAAGAAGGUGCAAUCUAGUAUUGUUAGUACACGGAGACUAUUCUGUGAGGGUAUGUUAGGAACUGAUAUUGUGAAUACAGGAGUAGAUAGUGAUUAUAGUAGUGAUAGCAAGCUUUGUGAUAAUAGUAACAUUAAGAUUGAUGAUACUGCUGUUACCAGUGCCUUAGAAAAGAACAAUACUCAUGAUGUGACACCUUUGGAUAGACAUUUGACGAGUGAAAUUCAUCCCCAUGAUGACUUGAAGAGUGAUAAAAAGGUUUCUGACUUAGAAGAGUGUGAUAACAUUGACAGCCAUGAUGUCAAAGUAGCAAAGGGGAUUGAGAGUGAAACUCUUUUAAGGAAAAAGUUUGAUGGGGCUCAGGAGUCUGAUAGUAGGUUAAUAAGUGGUUCACCCAAAAAAGAAAGUGUAAGUAAAGGGGAAGAAGGCGCAGUCAUAAGCAAAGGGGAAGCAGGUGCAGUCAGUCAUAAAGUUAGUCAUGAAGAUGCCUUACGAAGUGAUAUCCAGAGUGUAAAGGCCAGUAGGGAAGUUUCAGAAUCAAAGUCCAUAAGCUCAAAGUUUUGUGAUGAGAAUGUCCAUGAAAUCCAAGCUAUUGGAGAGCAAGAUCACCUUCCUGAAAGGGUAGAUCACAUAAAAAUAGACAGAGGAAUUACCAAAGAAGUUACUCUAAGUGAGCAAGAUUCUGGAGUAGAGCAAGAAGAUUCCCAUGGUGAAAGGGAAGUACCUAAUAUUGAAGAUGGUGCUGUUGCAGAAAAGAAAAAAGAUGAUGUAAGUCAAGAAUUCCCAGAUACUGAAGAUAUUGUUGAUUUCUGCAGAAUUCAAGGGAAAGUGCAAGAGGAGGAAAUGGAAAUAGUAUAUGAUAAUGCUGAAAGUAACCAGUUACACAAUGAAGGUGCAUAUAGCUUGUGCAAGGAGGAGGCUGUAGUAUCAGCCUCUACUGGUGGUCCAAAAAUUGUUGUAACAGGUGCUGUUAAUACUGCUGAUAUGAGUGUCAUCUCUCCACCUGCCAUAAUGCUUGAAACUGGUAGUGUAACAUCAAAUGAUAGCUUGUCAGAGGCACUUGCUCAGACCCAGGAAGAUCUGUAUACUCAGCAGCCUUCAUCAUCCAACCUUGCUGCCCACCUGGGGGCUCAUCCUCAUCGACCACCUACACCAAAGUCUCCUAUCACUGUAGAUGAAUGGGUUGCUGCUCUUCCUCAUCCAACAAGUGUUGACGAUGAUGGUGAAGCAUGGAGUGGCUGCGAACAAAGUUCUGAGGAUUUAGCAGAAGAUUUGUUAAGUCUUGGUGAUGAAGCUGGAUUGAUGGCAGGUUCAGAAACUCGAGGCUCAGUAUCUGCAGCCUCAUUAGUUGGAGGCUCCUCAACAUGUACAAGAGAUUCCAUGAUUGGUUCUCAUAUGAUUGGUGCACAGAAUUCUGAAUCAAGUACAAAUAUAGCAGGCACUAGAGAUCCAACUCUUGCACAACUUCCCCUUUCAUCACCACAGCAUCAUGGGAUGGGACAGCCCUUGUCACCAUCACAUGGAAACCGGCCGAUGACACUUUCUGAUUUGGAAAACACAGUGCAGAAGCAAAUGCCGCCUGUGAGCCCACUUGGUGUAGAAGGUAGACGAUCACAAUUUGCAUCACUCAGAGAUAAACAGACAUCAUUCCAAAGUGAUUUGUCAGGACUUUCCUUACAAAGCAGGUCAAGUAUAGAUUCAUUGUUAGAUUCUCGGCAGGCGGAUCCUGUUGAUGUCUUAUUAAGCCUGGGCUUUGGAGCUCAGUCACAGGAAGGGUUAGCUCGUAUUCCAGAAAGAUUUUUGAAGCCCUCUCAGGUCCGGGGGAACAACAUAGACGAAUUCAUCAGAUCAGAGGACGAGUUUUCAGAUAUGAUGGAAUCUGCUGAGUGGAUGCCCGGCCUAGACCCUCAGGGUAAGUACAAUACUGUAUGCUUUUCCUUUGAUUUUUUGGGUCAAGAUUGUAUUGGCUUAUGCAGUUUCUUCACAGGGAAGAUGGAAUAUGCCCAUGAUUAAGAUAUUUAUUAUUUU